Leptinotarsa decemlineata (Colorado potato beetle) is the source of this 6497-nucleotide messenger RNA. It is a transcript of the gene form3, whose product is annotated as FH2 domain-containing protein formin 3. NCBI's taxonomy places the organism in Eukaryota, Metazoa, Arthropoda, Insecta, Coleoptera, Chrysomelidae. The record is from RefSeq and is a predicted model, not a curated record. Gene Ontology annotation, molecular function: actin binding. Gene Ontology annotation, biological process: cellular component organization.
AAAUUGAAAGGUGAGAGAUAUAGACUGAGCGUAAUAGUCCAGGAGCUGGAUCGGGCAACCGCGGUGGACUAUCAAACUGCCUUGGUAGCGUUCAUCAAUUGUCUGAUCAUAUCGACUUCCAGGCUGAACGACAGGACUAGAUUGAGGAAUGAAUUCAUAGGUAAGACUCUAGCGUACCUUCUUAACAACAACAGGAAAUGUGCAGAGGCGGAACCAGAAUUAGCUGUACAAUUGGACGUAUUCGACGAGCAACGAGAAAGUGACGAUACGCAAAACCUUCAAGGACCUCAUGGAGUAGAUCUCAACUCACCUUUAGAUGUAUUUUACGCAAUACUCAAACAGGUAGCGGAAACUCCCCAAGAAAUCCCCUUCCUCAGUAUUCUUCAACAUCUCCUUAGAAUCGACCCGAAGGAAGCUAUUAUACGGAUGUCUGUUGCGUUUCUUGUAGGUCCAGCGUUACCUCCUCCUCCUCCACCACCUCCAAACAUCCCAGCACCUCCAUGCAUACCUCCGACGAUUCCCACUCCUCCACCCCCUCAACAAAAAAUAAGAUCACCCCACCCACCUCAAAGUGAAACUGAAACUGUGAUAGAGAAAUUACCCCAACAAGAAAUACCUGUACCUAGAAGCAAAAUGAAAACUAUCAAUUGGAAUAAAAUUCCCAAUAACAAGGUUAUUGGUAAAAAUAACAUUUGGACCCAAGUGGCUUUUACUCACCAGAAUUCUCCGAUGGCGGAUAUGGACUGGUCUGAAAUGGAAGGUCUUUUUUGUCAACAGGCUCCUGCUUCGGCCAAUUCUUCGCCAAAGUUAGGUAAUAGGGACCCUUCGAAUAAUUCUGAUAAACGAGUGAGAAAAGAUAACUCCGAGAUCACCCUUUUAGAUGGUAAAAGAAGUUUGAACAUCAACAUAUUCCUGAAACAAUUCAGGAGCUCAAAUGAAGCUAUCAUUCACUUGAUUCGAGAAGGAGAACAUGACGAUAUAGGAGCAGAAAAACUAAAAGGUCUUCUGAAACUUCUACCGGAAGUGGAUGAAUUAGACAUGCUAAAGUCUUUCAAUGGUGAUUUCGAUAAACUGGGCAACGCUGAAAAGUUUUUGAUCCAACUCACAAACAUACCAAAUUAUAAGUUACGAAUUGAAAGCAUGUUACUCAAAGAGGAGUUUGCCGCCAAUAUGGGUUACUUAGCACCCAGCAUAAACUCUAUGAUAGUUGCAGCUCAAGACCUGAUGACAAAUAAACCAUUACAAGAGGUUUUGUACAUGAUAGUUAUUGCUGGGAAUUUUUUGAACUCGGGUGGUUAUGCUGGUAAUGCAGCUGGGGUAAAGUUGUCUUCCCUGCAGAAAAUUACGGAUAUUAGAGCUAAUAAACCAAAUAUGAAUCUCGUACACUUCGUUGCUUUGCAAGCUGAGAAGAAAAACAAGCAUUUACUUUCAUUCACUGACAACAUAGGAGUAUUAGAAGACGCUGCUAAAACAACCGUUGAACAACUCCAUAACGAAAUCAACGCAUUAGAUGUAAGGAUAAAGAAAGUGAGAAAACAGAUCGAACUCCCCACAACUGAGUUAGAGAUCAAAACGCAAAUGACAGAUUUUCUGCAAAUGGCGGCAAGAGAGGUUGCAAGUCUUCAAAGGAACUUAGGCGAACUAGAACACGUUCGACGGGAGCUGUCUGAUUUCUUCUGCGAAGACAUCAACUCUUUCAAACUAGAAGAAUGUUUUAGGAUAUUUCACGGGUUCUACUGCAAAUUCAAACAAGCUGUAUCUGAAAACGAGAGAAGAAGAUUACAAGAAGAACAAGCAAAUGAGCGGAGAAGGCAAAGAGAAGAACUGUUGGCGACGAAACGAAAACAAAUGGGUAGUAUGGCUGGAUCGCCGGACUCCGAUUCGUUCAGCAUUGAUAUGCAAAUUUACGAUACCAGAUCAUGUUAUCCGAUGAAAAAGGGGAGAAAAACCGGAAACGGUAGCGGAAUAUCGGAGGAUGAAGCAUCUUUCAUGGGUUCACCAACUUUCUCCAGGCACAGACUUGGUUCUUUCAACGGAAAUGGGGCGGAUACGAUCACCAGCGGAAAAGAAGAGAAAUCACCAGAUAUAACACCCAACGGCAGUCUGCGCAGGCGCCGAAGUCGGGUGCUUUCUGAAGACGACGAGGGAAAUCUAAUGGACUUCCUGAGGGCUUCGGAUAACAAUAGAGAAAGGAAGUCGUGGGGUAGUUUGGAUCGUUCUUGGGCAAGAAAAGCUCGCGGAAGUGGCUCUCGAAAACGCCCCGCCUUACUUUCCGCCGAUUUUUCUUCGGAAAGAGAAAGACCCUCCUCACCAUCUCCUUUAACAGAGAACAAGCCCAUCGUAUCGGCACCUGAAGAAGAAACAAAACCCAAAGAGUGGAGGCAGAAAAUCGAGUCAUGGCUACAAGCUAAUGAAAGCGAUAACGCAAGCGAAGAACAAAGAAGGCAAGCCAGAAAAGUUACCAACAGGAGGUCGUUCGAAUUGGAUUCAGAGAGUGAACGUAGUAGUACUUUAGAUACACUGCCAGAAGGAAAACAGGUACACAGCGGUGGUCAAUUGAAUCACAGGAAAACAUACACAUCUUGGAAUCCGUCCAGUACUAUCGAAAGUACCGAUGUCGUCAGUGCCAUGGAAGCAGUUGAGGACAUCCAGCCCAUAAAGGACAAAUCUGCUUGGCGCAAAUCCAACUUAAACGUAUCCAACACCUCGGAAGAGACCAAAGAGGACAACUACCUUGGCCGUCACUCUCGGGCUCAUCAGUCUGAGAACGUAUUGCAUUCGAUAGAUGAAGAUAAAACUCUCGACCGAAAAGGAUUAAUAAGCUCUUUGGGCGAACGAAUGCCAACCGACAGACUGACACUGUACAUUCGGAAACCAACAGACAUCAGUGAUAACGGCCCCAGUUCUUCGAGGCGCACGAGGGAUUCAACGCAAAGCUUAGAAUACAGCAGCACAAAUAAUAAAUCUGAAAUAGAUCAAGAUAACAUAGAGACUCCUCCGGCGACGAGAAAAAUAUUCAUUUCUUCUCCUGUCGAUAAAAGAGAACCUUUGAUGCCAAGUCUCUGUAGUCGGAGGAUUGGUAGGACCAACAGCAACAAAGAAUCGCCCGCGCAGAGUCCAGAAGAGCCCGAAGAGAACUCCAUUCUUGGAGAUGGGCAGUUUGAUAGGUAUUCUGCUGCUAGACGAACCCGGAGAUAUAAAAGAAGUCAAGAGAGUAGCGAAGUUGUUUCUCCAACAGAAUCGCUACUUGCUGAAACAAUAGUUGUCAAAUCUCCAACGCAGUUGGAAUUAUCUCAACCCAUCAAUAUUGAAAAUGAGAUCGACAAAGAAACUAGAUUGAAGGCGUGGCAAGAGAAGCUCAAGGUCCAACAUGACCAUGAGGUAAAGAGUGGAAGGAGGUACAGAAAUCAAACAGGAAUCAAACCCAGCGAUGUGGAAAAGGCUUUGAACUUGAGGAAAGGAAAUUCGAACAUAUCUUCUACUUAUAUUACGCCAGAACCGACAAAGGCGACAUCUAACAAAAUCGACAUUCCCUCACGCAAAACCAAAGAGCAUGACAAUGAUGAAGGAUUUGAGGAAACUCAGAGCCUCAUGUCUGAAUCUCCGAGUCAAGGAGCUUCAUCCGGUGGAAAUUGCGAGACCGAUAUCAUAGACAGCCCGCAAAUAGUGAUCGCAAACUCAACCAAUCCCAAACCAACUAGACUGUCAUCAGUGGAAAACAAAGGAACUAUGAAUUCUAUCAUACCAGAAUUACGAAAAUCAUCCAGAAAUACGAGAAUACACUCCGCCCCAAAUGGCAAAUCCACAAAAAUGGUAGAACGUAUCCCUUCUCUCAAAAAACUGAAUCAAGAAGCCCCAGCAACUAGAAAAAGCGUCAUCCCGAGAAGAUCUGAUAGUAUUAAAAAAUCCGACUCCAAAACUAGCAUUACUUCGAUAAAGCCAAACAGCAUUCAAAAGUCCAAUUCUAGAAACUCUAUUGUUAGCUCCCGGAGUUCUUUGAACAGCGCUACCUCAACUAGCACGGUCAAAAAGUUACCAUUGAGGCCCAAUACCAGCAGCAAUCUGGCCAGACCAAUUCAGAGGACGCCUAGUAACAAAUCUGUUGCUUCAGCUGGUAGGAAUAACUUGAAGCGAACUAAUUCUAGUAGUAGCAGUAUCAGCAAUAGGCCGCCACGGCCUCAAGCCUUAAGCUUUAUGAAGCCAACUGCUGCUAGUUCCACCAAGAGCACUCAACCUUCAACAACGAGUAGAAUAAGUUCAUUCAAAUCAAAGAACUAACCAUAAUGCAAAAUAUUAUAUAGUGUCGUACUGUGUGCAACAGACUCAUUUUGAAGUGUAUUUCCGUUGCGGAAUAGAUUCUACAUGUUGUAUGAAAUGUUUUGAAAUGGUCACAGAAUAUCUUAAAAUUCGAUAUGCAAGGUAAAACAAUAAACUUCUAAGGUUGUGACACUGAAAAACAAAUUCUUCUGUAUAUAGAGGACUGAAAAUACUCAAUCCCAAUUCAUUCAAAUUUUGCGAAUCUCACAUUUUCAUAUGCCCAAUUAGAUACUCAAAUCCGGCUGUUUAAAAAAAAAUCAUGAGGGAAUCAAUAUUAGAAACUUCAAGAUGUCCAUGUUUUCCUAUCAAUUCAAUUCAACUUAACCCAAUAUGUGUUAUAGUAAAAAAGUUCUACUUAGGUACUUACCCUGUUGAUAAUACUGAAAUUAUCUCAAUGGAGUUUAAAUGUAUGAUAGUAGUCAUUUGCUAGUUGUGUUUUCAUUCAUGGUUUCUGAAAAUACUUUCCAGUUAUAAUUGUUUCAUCUAAGAAUUAGGGAAUAUCAUCCUAGGAGAUAAAAUCCUAACCUCCUAGAUCUCAUGUCAUCUAGUAAUCUUUUGUAUCCCCAGUUUUCGAUCAAAUUCCAUCUUCCUCAUCUUCCUUUCCCUAUACUUCAACCCACAUGAGCUCUCCAGAACAAAAAUGUUAAUGUCUUUAUAUGCAACUAGACAUCAUUUCAUUUUAUUGUUCCUGUUGUUAUUUACUAUCAUCAGGCUGAAUUACACUUCAGUGUUUCCAAUUUUUGCAACUUUAUUUUAAUUUUGAAACAAACAUACUUCUACAGUGAAUCCAAACGUUUAAGGGUCAUGUUGUUUAUGAAUAACAAGAAGUUUCUAAAUGAUAUAGGGUGGAAAACUCAUUUUCAAAAUGCCACUCUGUAUAUAUUUCAUAUGCGAACAAAGAUCAUCAACUUAAUAACAUGGUAUAGAAUUAGCUCCAACUGGUUUUCCAUUUUUUUUAAACAUUGAACUUGAAAUAUUCCUAAUUAUUGAAUCUUUCAAAAAAGUUAGGUCGUUGAGUGAUGUGAAAGUGGAAAAAAGUUAAUUCCAAGAUCAAAGACGAAAAAGUCAAAAAAACAAGUGCAUCGAAUAUUUGUCUUUGUACAUAAUAGAAGGACCUAAUACAUAAUAAGAUACCCACAGUGAAUUAUCAGUGCAGCUGACAAACUUAUACAUGCAGUUAUUCAUUCUGCAAAUGUUUUUGUUGUGUAGCAAAGAUUAAGAUUUUCACAGUGCACUAAACUGAAGGAGUCAGAAAUAGGAGACUAAAUGUAACUUCCUUGAAAGCAUUUGGUGUACCUACUGCAUUUGAAUCAUGCAUUUUGAUAUAUUCGAGGUUGAAUUACUUCAAAAUUUCACUUUUUCUUUCAUGAAACUCGUUCAAGGUUUUGAAAGCUAUACUUUUCACAUUGAAAAACAUUCAAAAUUAUCGUUUUCUUUGGAAUGUAUCAAGAAGUCUAAAAUUCGUUAUUUCUUAAACUCCAUCAAUCUCAACCCCAAACCAUAUGAUGCGAAACCUCUUUUUGAGUUUAGUGUUAUAGUAUUUCUGGUUAUUGGGUUUGGAGUUUGAAAAUAUAGAAUUAUGAGAUUUUAUAAUAAAUUUCAAUCAACCAGGUUGCAAUGUAAUAUUACCUCGUAUUCGGCAAAGGUGCACCAAAAACUUUUGAGAAAAAUACCAUACCCAAUUUCUUGGGAGUUACUGAAAGGUGAACAAAAAUUCUUGGGCCAUGACGAAGAUGUAGAAAAAAAUCUAGCAAUAAUAUAGUUUUGAAAAUCAAGUGUCCUUGUACGUACCCUACAAAUCAUUAAGGCGUUUCAGGUUCAGUAAAGUAAUUUUUAAGAUAUUAUUGAUUCCUGGAGUCACUGAGUUUUCGUUUUUCCAUUCACUUUUUCAAUUAUUGAACUAUGGAAAUACUUGAAAAUUAGAUGCUCAAAAUGAAUCUCUCUAGAUACCAAUAUUUGGAUAAUUCUUUGACUCGUAAGUAUACUUUAUAUUUUCAAACCUAAGUGCCAUUCCACAUGAUAUUUCGAAGCCAUUAAACAAUGGCUGUCAGAAUGAAUUUCAGAUUUUAGGUAUUAAUAACGAAAUUUUCCAACAUACAUUAUUUCGUUUACUAGUCAAAAAGUGCUUUUUUAUUAUUAUUUAAAUGUAGUACUUAUAAAUAAAUUGAAUAACUUUCUCA